Molecule: messenger RNA, 885 nt
Organism: Priceomyces carsonii
Lineage: Eukaryota; Fungi; Ascomycota; Pichiomycetes; Serinales; Debaryomycetaceae
Exons: 1
Coding region: 1-885 (294 amino acids)
Source: RefSeq, a predicted model, not a curated record
AUGAAGAAUACUGGCAUUCGCGUUUUAUCUUCAGGACCACCUUUUCAAAAUCUUUCGUCUAAAUUGCAAGUAAAUCAUCUUCGUGAUAAGUUCAAAGAAGGUUAUUUUUCGUGUUCAACUUAUAGUAACUCUAUACCUAAGUUUGGCGACCACUCUGAAUAUCUCAAGCAAACUUAUCCUAAAAAUUUCAUACCUGACCAUGCUAGACAAGAUAUUUUGCCAGUUCAGCCCACAGAUAUUAAAGGUAUUGAUUCUGCCGCUUAUAGACAUAUUCAAAGAGGAAAGUUAAUUAAGAAAUUGCCCAGAUUAGCAGGAAAUAGGUUUUUUUCACUUCAUUUUUUUCCUGAGCAGCAUUAUAUUUCCUUGGCUAGGAAAUCUAAUAUUGCAUACACUUUCACGAAUAGGGGUGGGUUUAAAUUGAAUAACUCUACACUCCAAAGUAAUCUCGAGAGAUAUCGUGGUCAAUAUCAAAACUUGACCUAUUUUCAAGAGGAUUUAUUUCCCUUGAGUAUUGCCACAUGCAGAUCAAAAUACCGCAAACUUAUCAAAAGGGCAUUAUUCAAUUCUGUGAAGAGAUGUAUUAAGGAUCAUUCUCAAUACAAUUUAGUAUCUGGUGUCUUUUAUUUUAGAUUAUCAGUAGUUCCAGUUACAGAGGAUGAUAAAAGGGAGAUUCAAGAAGAGACGAAUAAGUCUUUGUAUCGUUUGCUCAAUGAUAAUGAAUUACGCAAAACAACUCUUAGUAUCAGUAGAGAGCACAAUAAAGAGUUUAGGAAGGGUCAAUUUCUAUUAAAAGAUGUCCGCAGGUACAAUACACUCGGAGCUGAAAACGUCCCAGGUUAUUAUCCUAAACUACCAUUUCUAGGUAACAAAGAAAAGUUAGCAUAA